UCAAAUAAAUAUAUUAAAAUGUAAAUGAUUUUGUGUUCAAAUCAGAAUUGAAAUAUGUUUGGGGUGAAAAUUUUUGGCAAAACUUGAAUUGAAAUUUCAGCAGAUCAGCCAUACAAACAAAAUCAGGUCAAGCUACAACAGGAGAAAAUUGCAAGUGACACGAAAUUAAAUAUCAAAUACAAAACUCAAAGCAAAUUUUUAUGAAAAUUGACACAUUUUAAAUGUGUCAAAAGUUAAAAUUAAUAUAUAGCAAGUAUCCAGUUAAAAUUAUAAAACCAAAAUGCAUCGAGCAAGCGCUACUAUCAGUACGACAUUAACACCAAUGUCGCGACGUAAUUUUUUAAUAUGGAUGCAAAAUGCUAACAAUAGGAAGCUUAUUCGAAAUGCAGCUGCUGCUAUUUGGGCUCGUAAAUAUAGUUCAGCUGCACUAAAUGAACAAUUCGUAAAUGGCACAAGUGCUGCCUAUGUUGAGGAAAUAUACAAUUCUUGGUUAAGAGACCCGCAAUCGGUGCAUACAUCUUGGGAUGCUUAUUUCCGUACCAACCAAUAUUCAGGACCACCUAAUCUAGCUCCAAUGGGCAGGAAUACUAUGCCAUUGUCAGCAUUUAUGGGUGCUGGAGGAGGAGCGCCCGAUGAAAAAACAAUUGACGAUCACUUGGCAGUGCAGGCAAUAAUCAGAAGUUAUCAAUCCAGAGGUCAUUUGGCAGCUGAUUUGGAUCCUCUAGGGAUUAAAACGCGUGAAACAACUGUUAGCAAGGAUGGUCUGCAAAGACGUGCUAAUGAAGAUGUACUGCGGCAACAUACUUCCUUCUUUUUUGGCGAAAAUGACAUGGAACGUAAAUUUAAAUUGCCCAGCACAACAUUUAUUGGUGGCGAAGAAUCCUCCUUGCCAUUGAAGGAUAUUUUGAGCCGUUUAGAGAAUGUUUAUUGCAAUAAAAUUGGUGUGGAAUUCAUGUUCAUUAAUUCUCUGGAUCAAUGCAAUUGGAUUAGAAAACGCUUCGAAACUCCUGGUGUAAUGACUUUUUCACCCGAACAGAAACGUUUAAUUUUAGCUCGUUUGACACGUGCUACUGGUUUUGAAGCUUUCUUGGCCAAAAAAUACUCUUCUGAAAAACGUUUUGGUUUGGAGGGUUGCGAAAUGAUGAUUGUUGCUUUGAAAGAAAUUAUUGAUGUUUCAACUGAUUUGGGUGUAGAAUCUGUUAUAAUGGGCAUGCCACAUCGUGGUCGUUUAAAUACUUUAGCAAAUGUCUGCAGAAAGCCAUUAGAACAAAUCUUCAAUCAAUUUGCUGGUUUAGAAGCUGCAGAUGAUGGUUCCGGUGAUGUGAAAUACCAUUUAGGCACAUACAUUGAACGUUUAAAUCGUGUUACAAAUAAAAAUAUACGUUUAGCCGUCGUUGCUAAUCCUUCUCAUUUGGAAGCUGUAGAUCCUGUUGUACAGGGCAAAACACGUGCCGAGCAAUUCUAUCGUGGUGAUCAAGAAGGCAAAAAAGUAAUGUCAAUACUUUUGCAUGGUGAUGCAGCUUUCUGUGGUCAGGGUGUAGUUUAUGAAACAAUGCACUUGUCAGAUUUGCCAGAUUAUACAACACAUGGUACCAUACAUGUUGUUGCAAAUAAUCAAGUUGGUUUCACCACUGAUCCACGUUUCUCUCGCUCUUCACCCUAUUGUACUGAUGUAGCACGCGUUGUUAAUGCACCUAUUUUCCAUGUCAACGCAGAUGAUCCAGAAGCAGUUAUGCAUGUAUGUAAAGUUGCUGCUGAAUGGCGUGCUACAUUCCAUAAAGAUGUUGUUAUCGAUUUGGUUUGUUAUCGCCGCAAUGGACACAAUGAAAUCGAUGAACCAAUGUUUACUCAACCUCUUAUGUACCAAAAGAUUAGAAAAAUGAAGAAUUGCUUAGAUUUGUAUGCUGAUAAACUUAUUGCUGAAGGUACUGUAACAGGUGAUGAAGUUAAAUCUGUUGCUGCCAAGUAUGAAAAAAUUUGCGAAGAAGCUUUUGAAGGUGCAAAGAAGGAAACACACAUUAAAUAUAAAGAUUGGCUUGAUUCACCUUGGUCUGGUUUCUUUGAAGGUAAAGAUCCUUUGUUAGUGUGCCAGACUGGUGUAAAAGAAGAAACUUUAGUGCACAUUGGUACCAGAUUUUCUCAACCACCACCCAACGCAGCUGAAUUCGUUAUUCACAGGGGUCUGCUACGUAUCUUAGCGGCACGUAAAGCUAUGGUUGAUGAAAAACAAGUAGAUUGGGCACUUGGUGAAGCAAUGGCUUUUGGUACUUUGCUCAAAGAAGGUAUACAUGUUCGCUUAUCUGGUCAAGAUGUAGAACGUGGUACCUUCUCACAUCGUCACCAUGUGCUCCAUCAUCAGCUUGUUGAUAAAGCUACUUACAAUAGCUUACAACAUUUAUAUCCCGAUCAGGCACCAUACUCAGUUUCAAAUAGCUCUUUGUCAGAAUAUGCUGUACUAGGUUUUGAACAUGGUUACUCAAUGACAAAUCCAAACGCUCUAGUCCUUUGGGAAGGUCAAUUUGGUGAUUUUGCAAAUACCGCACAAUGUAUUAUUGAUCAGUUUAUAUCCAGUGGUCAAGCUAAAUGGGUGCGUCAAUCUGGUUUAGUAAUGUUAUUGCCUCAUGGUAUGGAAGGUAUGGGUCCAGAACAUUCAUCAGGACGUGUAGAACGCUUCUUGCAAAUGUCAUCUGAUGAUCCUGAUUAUUUCCCACCUGAAUCUGAUGAAUUUGCUAUACGACAAUUGCAUGAUAUUAAUUGGAUUGUGGCUAAUUGUACAACACCUGCUAAUUUAUUCCAUAUAUUACGACGACAAAUUGCUUUACCUUUCCGCAAACCUUUAAUCUUAAUGACACCAAAAUCAUUGCUUAGACAUCCUGAAGCAAGGAGCUCAUUUUGUGAUAUGGUUGAAGGCACUGAAUUUCAACGUAUUAUUCCCGAUAACGGACCAGCAGGGGAGAAUCCCGAUUGCGUAAAAAAAGUUGUUUUCUGUUCAGGAAAAGUGUAUUACGAUUUAACAAAAGCCCGUGCUGAAAGAGAACUAGAAAAUGAAGUAGCUAUUGUGCGCCUGGAACAGAUUUCACCCUUCCCCUUCGAUUUAAUUAAAGAACAAGGUAAUAUCUACAAAAAUGCUGAAUUGAUUUGGGCUCAAGAAGAACACAAAAAUCAAGGCCCAUGGCCAUAUGUCCAACAACGCUUCUUAACCGCAUUUAAUCACGGUAAAGAUAUCAGCCAAAGUGAUGAACACGCCUCCUCUACCACUAGCACAACAACCAACACUAAUGCUAAUACUGAUAGUGAUACUGAUUCUGAAUCCGAAUCCGAUACUAAAUCUAAACCUUGGUUGAGUCGUAUGUUCUCCUCAAGCUCUAAAUCCUCCUCAACUAACAACCAAGAAGCUACAGGCGAAUUUAAUGCCGCCAAGCAUUUCGAUCUAAAGAAUAUGCGCCACGAUUUUAAUAGACCUGCUGAUACUAAGACGGCAUCUGAUGCACGUAAAUCACAAACCGGACGUAAAAUUAGAUAUGCCGGCCGUCCAUGCGGUGCUUCAACAGCAACAGGUUCAAAGGCUCAACAUAAUCGUGAAUUAAAUGCUUUAUUAAAUGAUGCCUUAUCAAUUUAAAUCAUCGAUAACAACUAAAUAACAACACUUUUAUGAACAACAAUAGCUUCAAUAACUACAAAAAACAACUACAACUACAACAACAACAACA
Messenger RNA from Teleopsis dalmanni, 3710 nucleotides. It is a transcript of the gene Nc73EF, whose product is annotated as 2-oxoglutarate dehydrogenase, mitochondrial. The record is from RefSeq and is a predicted model, not a curated record. Gene Ontology annotation, molecular function: oxoglutarate dehydrogenase (succinyl-transferring) activity; thiamine pyrophosphate binding. NCBI's taxonomy places the organism in Eukaryota, Metazoa, Arthropoda, Insecta, Diptera, Diopsidae. The transcript is spliced from 14 exons. The coding region runs from base 281 to 3619 and encodes 1112 amino acids. Gene Ontology annotation, biological process: tricarboxylic acid cycle. Gene Ontology annotation, cellular component: oxoglutarate dehydrogenase complex; mitochondrion.